Messenger RNA from Tribolium madens (black flour beetle), 1558 nucleotides. RefSeq names its product aquaporin AQPcic-like. NCBI's taxonomy places the organism in Eukaryota, Metazoa, Arthropoda, Insecta, Coleoptera, Tenebrionidae. The record is from RefSeq and is a predicted model, not a curated record. Gene Ontology annotation, molecular function: water channel activity. The transcript is spliced from 7 exons. Bases 161 to 1060 code for a protein of 299 amino acids. Gene Ontology annotation, cellular component: plasma membrane. Gene Ontology annotation, biological process: transmembrane transport.
CGGACAAAUAUGCUCCAUGUUAACUUUUAGGAGUGUGCUAUGUUUUAUUAGUGCAAUUAAUAAUUUCUUUUGAACAAGUGGCAGCUGCCUUCCAGAAUCCAAAACGACUUCCUCCCAAGUGCAUCCUUCGGUGGUCGUAGCGGUAAAUAACAUUUUAAAAAUGUUGGACACACAAUUUUCGUCGCAAAAUGGUGGCGGAGCACCUGGAAUAUCAUUUAUUGUGGCCCCACCCGGAGCCGUAACUCCGGAACAUAACAAAUGGGUUGCAAAUGAACCGCCAAGGCAUGAAGGAAAAAAAAUACAAGUCGGUGAUAAUUUAACCACGAUGGACCGCGUCGUUAUUUGUGCAUCAGAAGUUUGUGCAACUGCAAUUCUUGUAUUUCUUGGAUGCGCUGGAUGCAUAAAUUUCGGUAUUCCUCCCACUCACUUACAGAUCUGUCUUACUUUUGGACUUGCUGUCAUGGUCUCAGUUCAGUGUUUUGGUCAUAUUUCUGGAUCUCAUAUUAACCCAGUAGUAACAGUAGCGGCCGCCACUUUAGGUAACAUUCCAUUAAUUCAAGUACCUAUUUAUUUCGUUGGCCAAAUGUUGGGAGCCCUGACUGGUUUUGGCUUAGUGAAGUUGGCCACCCCGACGGAAUAUUUCGAAACUAAUUCAACAAGUGUGGGCUUGUGUUCGCCAGCCCUCCACCCGGGAGUCACCCCCUUCCAGGGCCUUUUGAUCGAAUUUCUUAUUUCUCUAAUGCUCACACUUGUGUGUUGUGGAGUUUGGGACUGUAGAAACAACACAAAACACGAUUCCGUUCCAAUUAGAUUCGGGUUGACUAUCACUGUUUUGGCUUUAGUUGGGGUACCGUACGGUGGAGGGAACAUGAAUCCGGCGAGGAGUUUUGCUCCGGCGUUGAUAAAUGGAGACUGGGAAAAUCAUUGGAUUUAUUGGGUUGGCCCUUUAAGUGCUGGUUUCAUCGGUGCUCUGUUUUAUAGAUUCUUGUUUGGGAAAGAACCAGUCGAAGAUGAACAAGGAAAUGUCGCCGAAACUAUUGCUGUGAACGAUAAAGCUUAACUUAGUUUUAUGUUAUUACACAUUUUUUAAAUUAUUAAAAGCUGUGUUUUUGAAAUUUCGGCACAAUUGAGUUUUGUUAAAUACAUGUUGCAUAUAAUAUUAUGAUUAUAGUAUACUACUAUACACAUAAAUAGCUUAACUGUUGACGAAAAUAUUUAACCAAAUCUUUUUUAAUUAUCAAUAGUAAUAUCCCGAGUGCAUGUCAAAUUGUCGAUAAUUUAAAAUUAGAAUCAAUUUGGCAUGCACAAGGGAUAUUUUGAAGACUAUUUCCCGAACAAUAUUUACAAAAACCAUAUUUUCAUUAUGAGAAAUUAAAAUAAAAUAUUCACGUCAAUCAAAUUUUUCAAAUUUCUGGGAUUCUACAUAUCGAAUUGUCACCUAAUUUGAAUAAUUCUGAUUGGAUGAAUCUCAGAAAUUUAAAUGUUAUGAUUGGUUUAAAUUUUGUGAAGAAAUAGUCAAAAUUAUUGCACUUUAAAGGAUUGAAUAUUUUUGACAACA